Molecule: messenger RNA, 922 nt
Organism: Thlaspi arvense
Lineage: Eukaryota; Viridiplantae; Streptophyta; Magnoliopsida; Brassicales; Brassicaceae
Source: the annotation of a GenBank genome assembly
CUGUGAUAUUUGUCUUCCACAAGUUUCAUCCUCUUACCGCAUGCAUUAUUUAAAAGCAGAGAGAGAAAACAAAAAAGAAGAAAAGAAAACAACAAUAUAAUAAUAUGGCCAGAAAAUUAAAUCCCGGGCAAGUUUUCCACCUGCUAUGCAUAUGUUCCGUCGUCUUCUUCCUUUUCGUUUUCUCAGUCAAUGUUUUCAGCGACGACGUUGAUCACAUGAGAGCGGUGCCGGCUGAAGAUAAAACGACGACGGUUUGGCUAUCUAAAAUCAAACAGUCUGGUAAUAAUUACUGGGGAAAACUCAAAGAGACUUUGGGUCGUGGACACUCCCGCUUCUUUCCUCCGAACAUAGAUUUUAGAGGAAAGGAUGAUCCGGCGAUGGGAGCAGGAGAAAAGAUGAAAGAGGCGGUCACAAGGAGCUUCGAGCAUAGUAAAGGUACGGUGGAGGAAGCUGCAAGAUCAGCGGCGGAGGUGGCGUGUGAUGCGGCGGAAGCGGUGAAAGAAAAGGUAAAGAGUAGCGUUUCCGGCAGAGAGGCGACGCAGCAACAAUCGGAGGAACUUUGAAUUCGUCGUCGUUUUUAUCCCAUAUUUGAUCGAUUGGUAUAUCUAAACGACGCAGUUUCGGAAGAGGAUUUCUUUGCCGACCGACGGCUACAUCACAUGCUUUUUCUUUAUACAACGACCACGUCACAUGUCUUAUUGCUGUUCUUCCUUUUUCUUAGCGGAAAUAAAAUAUCUUAGAUUCUCCCUUUUUCCAGCAGGUUAGUGAAAAAAAUGGAUUCAAUAAUGUAUUCUUCCUUUUUUUGCAUCGGAUUUGAGAUCCCAUAAUCAAAUAAUUCUAGAGUUUAUCUACCUACUAAACUUUUGACCCAAAUAUCUAUUUUCUUUUGUUGGUGCCAACUAGCCCAAAAUAUCUAUUUUGU